This is a messenger RNA of Haemonchus placei, 646 nucleotides long. Lineage: Eukaryota; Metazoa; Nematoda; Chromadorea; Rhabditida; Trichostrongylidae. The record is from the annotation of a GenBank genome assembly.
AUGGAGUGCCGUGUCCAGCGAACUUCGGCGAAUAGAGAUAAAACUCCGGAGGUAGCAGAUGUGAAGGAUAGAACUUAUAGUAGCAGAAAGAAGCAAGAAAGCCGAAGAAGAAUCCAAGGAAGUCGAAGAAGAAUCCAAGAAGGUUGAAGAAGGGGAGUUAAGAAGACCAGGGAAGAAGCUCAAUUGUCAAAGAGCGAUGGAAGUGAAGGCUGAAGCGGCCAUUACCACCGAGAGACCAAACCGGUGUAGAAAUAUACCGGGCAACUUCCUCGCGUUAAGGAAGGUCACCGAAGAAAAGGACCAGCGGUUGGUCUUUUUGCAGGAGGUGAACAACGCAAACUAUGAGUUGCUCGAAUCGCUCCUGCAAGGCCGGGAGUUGGAAGAAGUAAAAAUCGAGGAUCUUCGGCAGGCCAUGGAACGCCGUUUCCAACCGAAGAUGCUCGUUCAGAGCGUAAAUGUAGUUCGUAAAUCACGCUCAACUCACUGUCGUAAAGCUGAGAGCAAGAAUCCGGUAAGUGGAUCCCGUAUAAACGGAGUAGCAGUGAACCGCCUGAAAGAAGAGCUAACCUGUUGUCUGAGUGGAACUUACGAUACGGCAGAGAGUACUUACACUGCACUGCUUAUAGUAGAGGUAGUAUCCAGAUGA